UACAGAAGGUCGUUGUCUGCAAUUCUUGGGCCUCAGGGUCGUUAAAAAGAGGCUGAAGUUGCUCAGACUUUUCUGUGCUUGGCAGGGGUUUCCUUCCCCAGGGUAUUGAUGUGGUGCUAGAAUUUAACAGUGACCUGUGAGGAGUUACAGCUUGAGCAGAGGUCAUCUGGAAUAUAAACCUGAACAGCAGAACCUUUUUAAAACGCUGGGGUUGUUGGAGUGGUCGAAUUUUUCCUGGAUUUGAGUGAGAAAUUCAGAAGACUGAAGCCCAGGCUCACUGUCUACCUUUCACGGAGGCCCAGCCGUGAGAGGACAGAAGAAGGCACGUGGCGAAUCAUGACAGCCGACAAGGAGAAAGACAAAGACAAAGAGAAGGACAGGGACAGAGACCGGGAUAAGGAGCGGGACAAGAGGGACAAGGCGAGGGAGAGCGAGAACUCCCGGCCCCGGCGCAGCUGCACCUUGGAAGGGGGGGCCAAGAAUUACGCGGAGAGCGACCACAGCGAGGAUGAGGACAACGACAACAACAGUGCCACCACCGAGGAGUCCACCAAGAAGAGCAAAAAGAAACCCCCCAAGAAGAAAUCCCGCUACGAGAGGACCGACAACGGGGAGAUCACGUCCUUCAUCACCGAGGAUGAUGUGGUGUACAGGCCUGGAGAUUGCGUUUACAUCGAGAGCCGCCGGCCCAACACCCCCUAUUUCAUCUGCAGCAUUCAAGACUUCAAACUGAGCAAACGGGACCAUCUCCUCAUGAACGUCAAGUGGUACUAUCGCCAGUCGGAGGUCCCGGACUCUGUCUAUCAGCACUUGGUCCAGGACAGGCACAACGAGAAUGACUCUGGACGAGAGCUGGUUAUCACAGACCCCGUUAUCAAGAACAGAGAGCUCUUCAUUUCCGAUUAUGUGGACACUUACCACGCUGCUGCCCUCAGAGGGAAGUGCAACAUCUCCCAUUUCUCUGACAUUUUUGCUGCUAGAGAGUUCAAAGCCAGAGUGGAUUCAUUUUUCUACAUCCUGGGCUAUAAUCCAGAGACAAGGAGGCUAAACAGUACCCAAGGUGAAAUCAGAGUUGGACCCAGCCAUCAGGCCAAGCUCCCUGACCUGCAGCCCUUCCCUUCCCCGGACGGUGACACGGUGACCCAGCACGAAGAGCUCGUGUGGAUGCCAGGAGUCAACGACUGUGACUUGCUGAUGUACCUGAGGGCAGCCAGGAGCAUGGCAGCCUUUGCAGGGAUGUGUGAUGGAGGAUCCACAGAGGACGGUUGUGUCGCUGCCUCCCGUGACGACACCACCCUGAACGCCCUCAACACACUCCAUGAAAGCAACUACGAUGCUGGGAAGGCCCUGCAGCGCCUGGUGAAGAAACCUGUGCCAAAGCUGAUUGAGAAGUGUUGGACUGAGGAUGAAGUGAAACGUUUUAUUAAGGGGUUGAGGCAGUACGGCAAGAACUUCUUCAGAAUCCGAAAGGAGUUGCUUCCCAAUAAGGAGACCGGAGAACUAAUCACCUUCUAUUACUAUUGGAAGAAAACCCCUGAAGCAGCAAGUUCUCGAGCCCACCGUAGGCACCGGAGGCAGGCUGUGUUUCGGAGAAUUAAAACUCGAACCGCUUCCACUCCAGUCAACACUCCCUCCAGGCCCCCCUCCAGUGAAUUCUUGGACCUGAGCUCGGCCAGUGAAGAUGACUUUGACAGCGAGGACAGUGAACAGGAGCUGAAGGGCUACGCCUGCCGCCACUGCUUCACCACCACCUCCAAGGACUGGCACCACGGCGGGCGGGAGAACAUCCUGCUGUGCACGGACUGUCGGAUUCACUUCAAGAAGUACGGGGAGCUGCCACCCAUCGAGAAGCCAGUUGACCCUCCACCCUUUAUGUUCAAGCCUGUCAAAGAGGAAGAUGAUGGACUCAGUGGAAAGCAUAGCAUGAGGACACGGCGGAGUCGAGGCUCGAUGUCUACACUACGCAGUGGUCGGAAGAAGCAGCCAGCCAGCCCCGAUGGUAGAGCCUCCCCCAUCACCGAGGACAUCAGGUCCAGCGGCCGCAACUCGCCCAGCGCCGCCAGCACCUCCAGCAACGACAGCAAGGCAGACUCGGUGAAAAAAUCCACCAAGAAGAUAAAAGAAGAGGUGUCUUCUCCUCUCAAGAACUCCAAGAGGCAGCGGGAAAAGGCAGCGUCAGACACAGAGGAACCCGACAGGUCCAAUGCCAAAAAAUCCAAAACUCAAGAGAUCAGCAGGCCCAACUCCCCCUCAGAGGGUGAGGGCGAGGGCGAGAGCUCCGACAGCCGCAGCGUCAACGACGAGGGGAGCAGCGACCCCAAGGACAUCGACCAGGACAACCGGAGCACCUCGCCCAGCAUCCCCAGCCCUCAGGACAAUGAGAGCGACUCGGAUUCCUCUGCCCAGCAGCAAGUGCUGCAGGCACAGCCCCAGGUGCUGCAGGCACAGAGCAGCUCUGGCCAGGCUCCUCCAGCCACACACUCCAACUUGCCUCCGCCGCCCGCUUUAAAACCUCUGAGCUCCCUCUCGACUCACCACCCUCCGUCUGCACACCCUCCCCCUCUGCAGCUGAUGCCUCAAAGCCAACCACUGCAGUCCUCGCAAGCCCAGCCUCCUGUUCUGACCCAGAGUCAGAGCCUUCCCCCUCCUGCUAGUCACCCCUCCUCUGGACUCCAUCAGGUAUCCUCCCAGCCCCCCUUUUCUCAGCAUCCCUUUGUCCCAGGGGGCCCACCUUCCAUCACCCCUCCUUCGUGCCCCUCCACCUCCACGCCACCCACCAUGCCCGGCAUCCCGCUCCAGACUUCCAUCUCCACGUCAGCAGCCUCUAGUGGGACGGUGCCCGUGGUGACAGCCUGCACGCUGCCACCCAUCCAGAUCAAAGAGGAGGUCCCAGAUGAAGCUGAGGAACCAGAAAGCCCUCCCCCUCCACCCAGGAGUCCAUCACCAGAGCCCACUGUGGUGGAUAUCCCAAGUCACGCCAGUCAGUCAGCCAGGUUCUAUAAGCACCUGGACCGUGGCUACAAUUCAUGCUCCAGAGCAGACCUGUACUUCAUGCCUCUGGCAGGAUCAAAACUGGCCAAGAAGAGAGAAGAGGCCAUUGAAAAGGCCAAAAGGGAAGCGGAGCAGAAAGCCAGAGAGGAGAGGGAAAGAGAGAAAGAGAAGGAGAAGGAAAGAGAGAGGGAGCGGGAGCGGGAACGAGAGGCGGAAAGAGCUGCGCAGAAGGUAUCCAGCUCCUCCCACGAGGGCCGUCUUGGCGAGUCCCAGCUCAGCGGGCCAGCACACAUGAGACCUUCAUUUGAACCUCCCCCGACCACCAUCGCUGCUGUUCCCCCCUACAUCGGGCCGGACACGCCCGCGUUACGGACACUGAGCGAGUACGCGCGGCCUCACGUCAUGUCGCCCACAAACCGCAACCACCCCUUCUUCGUGCCCCUCAACCCCACGGAUCCACUCCUGGCCUACCACAUGCCCGGCCUCUACAACGUGGAUCCCACCAUUCGGGAGCGAGAGCUGCGGGAGCGGGAGAUCCGGGAGCGGGAAAUCCGGGAGCGGGAGUUGAGAGAGAGGAUGAAGCCCGGCUUCGAGGUGAAGCCCCCGGAGCUGGACGCGCUGCACCCGGCCACCAACCCCAUGGAGCAUUUUGCCAGGCACGGCGCACUGACUAUUCCACCCACGGCAGGACCUCACCCCUUCGCUUCCUUCCACCCGGGUUUGAACCCCCUGGAAAGGGAGAGACUGGCGCUGGCAGGGCCCCAGCUGCGGCCGGAGAUGAGCUACCCCGACAGGCUGGCGGCCGAGCGGAUCCACGCCGAGCGCAUGGCAUCGCUCACCAACGACCCCCUGGCGCGGCUCCAGAUGUUCAACGUCACGCCCCACCACCACCAGCACUCACACAUACACUCGCAUCUACACCUACACCAGCAGGAUCCCUUGCACCAAGGCUCAGCAGGACCUGUUCACCCGCUGGUGGAUCCUUUAGCAGCUGGACCCCAUUUGGCACGUUUUCCCUACCCACCUGGGACCAUCCCCAACCCAUUGCUAGGGCAGCCACCUCACGAGCAUGAAAUGCUCCGACAUCCAGUCUUUGGUACUCCUUACCCACGGGAUCUGCCUGGUGCCAUUCCACCUCCCAUGUCAGCAGCCCACCAGCUGCAGGCCAUGCACGCCCAGUCCGCAGAGCUGCAAAGACUGGCAAUGGAGCAGCAGUGGUUGCACGGGCAUCCUCACAUGCAUGGUGGGCAUCUACCGAGUCAGGAAGAUUAUUACAGUCGACUGAAGAAAGAAGGUGACAAACAGUUGUAAUAAAUUAUUUAUUUGUAACGCUGGCUGUGGAAACCCCAGUCCUUGGGAAGGAGUGGAACAUUUUUACAUACGAGAAGAGCUACAAAAGGAAAAGAAUAUCUUAUAAAGAUUUCUUUAUAUAUUUAAAACAGAAGCAACCACCCAACAAGUAGAGACUUAUCAGCAUAGUGUUCAUUUGUAGAGAAGGUUUCUCAAGACUGGUGUGGGUCUCCCUGCAUGACAACGUAUUCAGAAGCCUAUUGGAAAUACAGGACUGUGUGGAAUAUUCAGAGAACUUCCUGCAAUCUUGGUUUUUUUUUUUCUUUUUUUUCCUUUUUUCUUUUCUUACUAGUUUGUUUUCAGUAGGUGCUAGAAUCAGGUUCACAACACAAGUCACUGUGCGUGAAGAGACACUCAAUGCAUCUAUAGCUAUUUAAAAAAAAACAAGGAUUGCAAGUAGGUGACAUAACAAGCUCUGAAUCCAAGUGCUAUAAUAAUAAAAAUCUACUUUUAUUUUAAUACAUUGUAGGAAAUCUUCAUAAUUUUAAAGAGAGCUCAGUUCUGCAGCAUGGCUUUUUAAGUCUGUAAAUAUUAACUUUUUUUGGGUAGAGGGGAGAAACAAAAACAAAACAAAACUCCAGAAACGUUUAUCUUGAUUUUCAGUAACAUCACAAAUUGUGAAUUCCUACCUGGUAUUGACAGAAUACAGAGUUGAUUUUUUAAUAAAAUAUAUAUAUAUAAUUAUCCCUUUAAUUAAAGGGAGUGAUGGGUAUCAAUAAUUUCAAAUGGGUAAAAGCUUGAAAUUUGGUUUGAUAUCAACAAUAAGCAUUAAAGGGAUUUGCAGGGAUAAUGUUGCAAAUGACUGUUUCUGUUCUUGGGUUUUUUUCGGUUGGUUUGGUUGUUUGGGGGUUUUUUGUUCGUGUUCCAUCUCUCUGUUCUGCAGAUGAUUUCUGUUGAGUUGGGUUUCUCAGCAGCACAGAUGUCCCUUGGAACCAGCCUGACCCUUUGGAUCCCUCCUUCGGCGCUUUCCUUUUCAGUGUGGCCACAAAGCACUUCUUCCCUGUGACCUUUGGAAACUUAAAACCUGAGGACACUGGGUUUAGACUGUAGGCAAAAAGUUCAAAGAAAUAAUCUGUUCUAAAGGUCUCUUUUUGAAAAUGUUCCCAGCCAGAAUUUUGUCUGCAUGUGCAUAUUUUGGAGGAUGUGCUCUUUCUGGCCUCCUGUUUGAGAAGUUCUCCAGAAAAGUGGACUAAGGCAACUCGUUAAAAGUUGUUUUGCAAACACCAGUCUGGUUUUUCUCUUUGAGUGUUUGAGUUUUGUUUUUAUAAGCAAAAGCUCUUUAACUGCCACCAGUGUUCUGCAUCUCAGGAACUUUUAUUGCUUUGGCAUUAACCUGAUUAUGGACAGUAACAUUUACUGGCUCCCAGCUGAUCCAUGUAGGAUAACUCCUGUUGGCUACUGAGGGUGGUGAGAGGAGAGGAACACACAGAAGGCCAGUGAGCAUUAUUCUGGAGACAGCUCUGCUUACUAGGCAGAUUUUUUUAAAACAUUUUUUCCCUGUUUUGCCACUUUUUCUUUGCCAGAGCAGAGGGUGACGUGACCAAUGGACAUCUGAACAUGCUGGUCAUUUUUUUUUUCUGCUGGUGCACAACUUCCCCCCAUUCUCUCUCUUAACUCAUGAGUGCUCUCUCUCUGCUGUUGUAGCCUGUUCAGUGUGAUGGUUGUGUCCUAGGACUGUUCUGAGCCACCUGUGAUAAACUUGUAGUUAAUCAGUUGUUCUGAUGGAAGUUGUGGCAGGCACAGUGCUCACCCACCUCCUGCACCUCAAACCUGCCUGGAGGUUGGUGUUGGACAGUCAGUGACAGCAAUUUAAAUUAAAUUUAUGCUUCUAUUCCAGGCUCACUUAAGGCAAGAGUGAGGAGAGAGACAGGAGGACUAUUUCAGCUAAUGCUGAUCUCCUUUUUCUGCCCUCCAUUCCAGAUUUCUCAGUGCUAAAGAACUGCAGUAGCACUUACCCAGUUCCAGCUGCUCUGUUUGAACUCUGUGGAGGUUUGAGGAGGAGCAGCUGGUGUUCCUGAGACUGGCAAAGCGUGAGGUCAGUGUGGAAUCAAGGAAGGUGAAGUUGCUGUGGGCAGUGAUCAGGUGAAAUGUUUUCCUUCUGAGCACAGUUUUUUACCUCUGCUCAGAGCUGAGUACCCAGGAAGAGGGCUCUGCUCAGCAGAGUGUUUCAGUUUGCUUUACAGGUCUGAUUAGGCACAUUGCAGUUAAAUCUCUGCCCUCAUUUUUUCAUACCAUGUGGAAUUUGGGGGAGUUCUGCCACUUCAGCCAUUUCUUCUGACCCUUCUCUUUGCUGAUUUUUAGCCAUAGUUCUUAAGAAAAACCUAACUGCCUCCAGUGGUCCUCUCUCUGUAUCCCUUACUUUUUCAGCUGAAGUUGGCAGUCUGUUCAAAUUUAUUGGGUUUUUUCCCACAGAAGAACAUUCUAAUAUUUUAUGGGAGUUCUUUUGUUCGCAUCAUUCAGCAAAUAAGCACUGAAAUUCUUCCAUUUCAGCCCAGUGAUUAACUACAACUUCACAUGCAGUGGCUUUUGAAGCCAUCUCGGUGUUCGAUGCCCUGUUAAAAAACAACCCAGACCUUUUUGGUUUUCUUUUAAGAAAAUCUCUCUCUUUCCUUUUUUUUUUUUCUUUUUUUUUUUCCUCUGUUCUGAAAGUUUUAUUUUUCAGACUUUGCUUUAGUGUUUCUGAAACGUCUCUCUCUUGUUCUAUGUCGUCAUGGUUGAGCUUGUUUCACUGCACCGUUAAAGCAGAGUGUACAUUCUGACUGCUACAUUUAUAUAUAUCUUGAAGCUUAAUGUAUAUAUGAGUAGUUUGCCAUGGGAUAACACAGUGUAAACAGAGUAGAAACCCAGAAAUCGUGACUUCUGUGUUCUCUCCAUUUGAGUAUUUUGUAAUUUUUUUGAAAUAUUUGUGGACAUAAAUAAAACCAAGCUACACUACAGCAGCCAGGUUUUGCCUGCAAGCGAAA
This is a messenger RNA of Manacus vitellinus (golden-collared manakin), 7304 nucleotides long. RefSeq names its product arginine-glutamic acid dipeptide repeats (gene RERE). The transcript is spliced from 23 exons. Gene Ontology annotation, cellular component: nucleus. Gene Ontology annotation, biological process: regulation of DNA-templated transcription. Gene Ontology annotation, molecular function: sequence-specific DNA binding; transcription corepressor activity; chromatin binding. The record is from RefSeq and is a predicted model, not a curated record. The coding region runs from base 337 to 4302 and encodes 1321 amino acids. NCBI's taxonomy places the organism in Eukaryota, Metazoa, Chordata, Aves, Passeriformes, Pipridae.